CAUUUGAGAGUUUGGGUUGGGAUCAAAAUCAUCAAUAUGCCAAGCUCAAGACGUGCCAUAAUGAAACACAUAUUGUCCGGAAUGUGCAGCAAAAUGAAUCGCACUAAAGUGGUGCCCACUGACGUAAUGGAGACACCGCUGAAUCGGUGCCUGAACACCUUUGACAUCGCGCUACUUGGCAUUGGACAUAUGGUUGGGGCUGGCAUCUAUGUGUUGACUGGAACGGUGGCCAAGGAAAUGGCAGGACCUGGCAUUAUCCUGUCGUUUGUUUUGGCUGGCUUCAUCUCAAUGCUGGCAGCCCUCUGCUAUGCGGAAUUUGGAACGCGGGUGCCAAAGGCUGGCUCCGCAUACGUGUACACCUACAUAUCAAUGGGUGAGUUCUGGGCGUUUGUCAUUGGCUGGAACAUACUGCUGGAGCACAUGCUGGGAGCAGCGUCGGUGGCGCGGGCCUGGAGCGGCUACGUAGACUCCAUGCUGGGUGGAUGGAUUGGCAAUACUACCCUGGCAUUGACGGGCGGCAUGCAUGAGCCGGGGCUGGCCCAGUAUCCGGACAUACUAGCCUUCAUGGUCUGCAUCGUGUACGCAGCUGCACUGGCCAUCGGAGUGAAAGCAACGGCGAUGUUCAAUAGCUUACUUACCCUAGUCAACAUAGCGGUCAUGAUUCUGGUCAUAAGUGUCGGCUUCUGGUAUGCGGACACCAAGAACUGGUCAGAGGCUGAAGGGGGCUUCUUGCCCUACGGCGUUGGGGGCGUCAUUGCGGGCGCAGCGACCUGCUUCUACGCCUUUGUGGGAUUCGACUCGAUUGCCACUUCGGGGGAGGAAGCCAAGAGUCCCGCCACAUCCAUACCCAUAGCCACGAUAAUCUCGCUGUGUGUCGUCACUGUCGGAUAUAUUCUGGUAAGCGCGGCUCUGACACUCAUGAUCCCGAUUAGCGAUAUUAAUCCGGCGGCCUCUUUGCCGGAGGCAUUCGGCCAACUGAAUCUUUCCUGGGCAAAGUACAUAAUCUCAAUCGGAGCUCUGUGCGGCAUGACGACCACAUUAUUGGGCUCGCUAUUUGCACUGCCCCGCUGUAUGUACGCUAUGGCCUCGGACGGUUUGCUCUUUAGCUGUUUCGGCAAAGUGAACGCCAAGACCCAAAUUCCGUUGCUGAAUCUAGCUGUUGCCGGGGUUCUGAGUGCUACUCUCGCGCUGGUGUUCGAUCUGGCCAAGCUGGUGGAGUUCAUGUCCAUUGGGACACUUCUGGCCUAUACGAUCGUCUCGGCCAGCGUGAUCAUUCUGCGCUAUAGACCCAUGUCACAGCUCCACAAUCCCAUACGGGCACCUGACACCCCAGGCAGUCCUGAUGAUGUCUCCGACGAAGACUCGAUGUCGCAGUCGAGCCUGGACACCGCAUCGUCGCCCACGAAUUUCUUGAUCGAGGAAGGACUGGCCGGACGACUAAAGACACAGUUCCGCUACCUGGAGCCAUUGCUGGGACGUUUCGAGCCUGGUUCUGUGGUAUCUGUUGCUGUAAUGCUCUUCAUCGGUCUGUGCUUCGCUAUCUGCGUGGAGCUCAAGGUUUCCUGGACUGAGCUGUACUCGGGCACUUGGUGGGCCCUUCUCAUCUAUGGAUUUAUCAUAUUUUCCGCCUGCCUCUGUGUCGCCGUUAUGGCGGUGCACAAUCAAAACACACGCGGAUUGGUGUUUAAGGUACCACUGGUUCCAUUCGUGCCGGCUCUUGGUAUCUUUUGCAACAUUCUGCUGAUGGUUCACCUGGACGCCGUGACCUGGACACGCUUUUUCGUUUGGGUCUGCAUUGGGAUGGUAGUUUAUUUUCUGUACGGAAUUCAUCACAGCAAGGAGGGUGAAACGUGCACCUCUUAUUCCAUAUUAAUGACAUCAUCCGAGGCUGGCAAAUUGCCGUGGGGUUCGGUCAAAGGUUUUACAUCUGGGAAAGUUGGAAGGCAUUCUGCCAUAGAGAGAUUCACGGGCCGCACUAAGACAGAGGACAAAAAAUCCAUUGCGGAAGAGAGCGAUCAUGAAACUCCUGGGUAUUCCUAAACCAAACGUACCAUAUUCCGAGAACACUCCGAAAGUCUCUAAAGUACUCGUACAUAACCCAUCCGAAUUCGAUGCAUUCUUAAUGGCCCGAUAUGUAAGGUGAUAUUCUGAGAAAUGUGCUCGAGGGAAAUCGAAUCAAAAUUGAUCAAUAGCGAAGUACCUUUGCCACAAGAUAAUAUAUUUAGCCCGUGUCUACUGAGAAUUAUUUAUACCAACCUUAAAGUUAUAAAAAAAUU
This is a messenger RNA of Drosophila persimilis, 2276 nucleotides long. Its product is annotated as cationic amino acid transporter 4. The transcript has 2 exons. The record is from RefSeq and is a predicted model, not a curated record. Gene Ontology annotation, biological process: transmembrane transport; amino acid transport. Gene Ontology annotation, molecular function: amino acid transmembrane transporter activity. Lineage: Eukaryota; Metazoa; Arthropoda; Insecta; Diptera; Drosophilidae. Gene Ontology annotation, cellular component: plasma membrane. The coding region runs from base 37 to 2040 and encodes 667 amino acids.